AUGCCUCUCGUCAAAGCCACGGCCGAAGACAACGAGGACAGCAGAGUCUUGGGCUAUGACCCAUUGCUGUCGCCCCAGUUCCUCCAGAACGAAGUUCGAGCUCCUUCCCAUGCCAUCGAGACUGUCCGCUCUGGCCGAAACCAGGCCAUCGAAGUAAUCGAGCAACGCGACGACCGUCUCCUCGUCAUUGUCGGCCCUUGUUCCAUCCAUGACCCAGAUACUGCCUUAGAGUAUGCCAGAAGGUUAAAGGCGCUCUCAGAUAAGCUCAAGAAUGACCUUUGUAUCAUCAUGCGUGCGUAUCUAGAGAAGCCUCGGACAACUGUUGGCUGGAAGGGCCUCAUCAACGACCCCGAUAUUGAUGGGUCCUUCAACAUUAACAAGGGUCUGCGUGUCUCGCGAAAGCUCUACUCCGAUCUCAAUGGCAUGGGCAUUCCUAUCGCCAGCGAGAUGCUCGACACGAUCUCCCCGCAAUUUUUGGCUGACCUCAUUGCGCUGGGCGCCAUUGGCGCUCGAACCACUGAGUCACAGCUUCAUCGUGAACUUGCCUCAGGCCUUAGUUUCCCUAUUGGGUACAAGAACGGAACUGACGGCAACCUGGGUAUCGCUAUUGAUGCAAUCGGCGCCGCUGCACACCCUCAUCAUUUCCUCGGUGUUACCAAGCAAGGCCUGGCAGCAAUCACAAAAACCAGUGGUAAUGAGCACGGGUUCGUGAUUCUCCGCGGAGGCAACAAGGGAACCAAUUAUGAUGCCGAAAGCAUUGCCGUGGCCAGACAGGAGCUCCGCAAGAAAAAGCAACGAGAAAUUGUGAUGGUCGAUUGUUCACAUGGCAAUUCGAAAAAGAACCAUCUGAACCAGCCAAUCGUAGCCAAGUGUGUUGCUGACCAGCUGCGUAACGGUGAGGACGCCAUCAUCGGUGUCAUGAUCGAAUCAAACAUGUAUGAGGGCAAUCAAAAAGUUCCUCCCGAAGGUCCGUCCGGUCUGGCAAAGGGUGUCAGUAUCACAGAUGCCUGCAUCAACUGGGAGAUGACUGUCGACGUUUUGGAGGAUCUGGCCGAGGCAGUCCGUGCCCGCCGGAAGGUCCGAGCCACCAAGGCAAAUGGAGUCAACGGCUCGUCCUAA
Ophidiomyces ophidiicola is the source of this 1119-nucleotide messenger RNA. RefSeq names its product 3-deoxy-7-phosphoheptulonate synthase (gene ARO4). Gene Ontology annotation, cellular component: cytoplasm. Gene Ontology annotation, molecular function: 3-deoxy-7-phosphoheptulonate synthase activity. NCBI's taxonomy places the organism in Eukaryota, Fungi, Ascomycota, Eurotiomycetes, Onygenales, Onygenaceae. The coding region runs from base 1 to 1119 and encodes 372 amino acids. The transcript is spliced from 3 exons. The record is from RefSeq and is a predicted model, not a curated record. Gene Ontology annotation, biological process: aromatic amino acid biosynthetic process.